This is a messenger RNA of Medicago truncatula (barrel medic), 906 nucleotides long. Its product is annotated as 18.5 kDa class I heat shock protein. Lineage: Eukaryota; Viridiplantae; Streptophyta; Magnoliopsida; Fabales; Fabaceae. The coding region runs from base 87 to 509 and encodes 140 amino acids. The transcript has a single exon. The record is from RefSeq and is a predicted model, not a curated record.
CUCACCUUCCAAAACAACUUCAAAUAAGACAGAACAUGUCUCUACAACAUAACACAAUCUCUGCAAUAUUUUAAUCUCACAACAAAAUGUCUAUGAUACCAGGCAACAACAGCCCUUUUGAGAAUUCCCCAUUCUCUACUUCAAUCCAAGAAUUUUCACGAGAAAAUCCAAUUUUCCUCAACAACCAGAUUGAUUGGAAGGAAACUCCAGAAGCCCAUGUAUUCAAAGCUGAUGUACCAGGGCUGAACAAAGAGGAAGUGAAAGUUGAGGUUGAAGAUGGAAGAGUGCUUCAGAUAACAGGAGAGAGGAGCAUGGAGAGACAAGAUACAAAUGAUGGAUGUCAGCGUGUUGAGCGUAGUAGUGGUAAAUUCAUGAGGAGUUUUACUCUUCCAGCUAACUGUAAAUUGGAUCAGGUUAAGGCUUCUAUUGAAGAUGGUGUUCUUACUGUUACUGUCCCUAAGGAAGAGGUUACCAACCCUGAUCGUUUGACCAAUCAGAGUUCACAGUGAGAGUAAUAAUGAACAGUUCUGUUCGUGUGGAUUGAAAUUUGAAUCCAAAAAUGUUCCAUUUUGGCUAUUUGUUUUUGUAUGUUAGUGAUUAGGAAAUGCUGUUACAAAUAAGAAACGUGUGUGUAUCAUAAGCAUUAAUACGAGUUAGAUAAAGCACCUACGUGUUGAUGUCCACCACACAUGUGAUUCUACGGAAUUAUGUUAUUUUUCAAUUAUUAUUAAUGUCCAUGUAUGUAUCCGUACUUCAUAGAUUAAUUGGUUUGUAUAAAAAUGGAGGAGAUUUCAGGUCACGAGAAUGACAUUGGUCACCGGAUCUGAAAUCAACUGUGUCUUGUAAAAUUCUGUUCUAUGCUUUUCAUUAAAACUGAAGCACAAUCUUGAGAUUUUGUAUUAUUGU